AUGCCACCAUCACAGGCAAACUAUGCCCCCAGCUUGGACAAGCUGAUCAAGUCCCUCAAGAGUCAGCCCUAUGAGGCUUCAAUCGAAGCUUUAAUAUUUCUCCUCAAGCGCCGCCAGGUAAAGGGCGAUGACUGCGCCGUUGCGACAGCCCACAUUCUCCUCCAGGUUGUUGCGCGAUCGAAAUGGCACGAUGUUGACCAGCUCUUGGGCAGAGUCCAGAGUGUUGGGUCCAGACUUGCACGAGCUGCCCCUCACGAGCCAGUAAUUGGAAAUAUUGUGCGCCGAGUGCUGGGCCUCAUCCGCGACGAGGCAACCGAGGACAGAAAUAAUGCCGACGACUUGGGCAGCGAUUCGGCAUCCGAUAUCCAGAGCCUUGCCCCUACCAACCCUCCACCACAACGGCCUGCCCCGACCCCAGUCCUUAUGCGCUCCAACACUGCUGCCCCAGGCGGCCUUCAGGUGUCCAAGUCCAUGUUCAACAUUCUCUCAGCCGCCACUGCUGCCGACACACCCAUGACUGGAGCUUCAACACCACUUUCUCAGGCCCAGCCUGCCAGUGUACAUGCCCUGCGAACCGAGGUUAUCAAUGGGAUUGAGGAAAUCAUGGACGAGAUCCAGCAGGCCGAUGACCAGAUUGCGAGUUUUGCGGAUAUCCAGAUUCACCCUGGCGAGUAUGUGCUUGCCUAUCAGCCCACCAAGACGGUUGAGAGGUUUCUCAUCAAGGCUGCCACGAGGCGGCGGUUUACUGUCUUCAUUGCCAGUAUCGACCCUAUCGAGCCAGGAAGUGGUGAGAAGCCCUAUGCGGCAUUGAGGAAGAAGCUCAACUCGCACGGAGUUACCACCAUCAACUUGGCCAGCAAUGGGUUGAUGGCCUAUAUUCCCAGGGUGAACAAGGUCAUUUUUGGUGCCAAGGUGAUUUACCAAAACGGUGGCUUGCUUGUAGACAGCGGUGCCUGCAUUGCUGCUCAAGCUGCCAGAGAGUUUUUGAAGCCUGUCAUUGUUCUUGGUGCCAUCUACAAGUUCUGCCCUGAGGAUCCAUCGGACGAGGCUGUCAUUAGUGAACUCGGCAACCCAUCCAGCUUUGUGAGCUAUGCAGACGGUCCCGAGGUCGAGGCUCUGGAUAUCGAAAAUACCGUGACCGAUUACAUCCCACCAUCACUCGUGGAAGUGUACAUCACCAACUUGGGACCACAGACACGCCAUCAUUUGGCUAGUAUUUUGGCCGACCAUUACAAGGUGGAAGAUAUAGGAUAUUCUCUCCACGACGGUGAGGUUUAA
Molecule: messenger RNA, 1278 nt
Organism: Podospora anserina S mat+
Lineage: Eukaryota; Fungi; Ascomycota; Sordariomycetes; Sordariales; Podosporaceae
Exons: 3
Coding region: 1-1278 (425 amino acids)
Biological process (GO): translational initiation
Cellular component (GO): eukaryotic translation initiation factor 2B complex
Molecular function (GO): guanyl-nucleotide exchange factor activity; translation initiation factor activity
Source: RefSeq, a predicted model, not a curated record